UGUUGCUAAUCGCGUAUAGUAAUAUCGAUAACGUUUUCGUACAAUAAUGUGUAAUAUAAUGUGUAGUGUAAUACAAAAAUGAAAAGAAACCAUGUUAAAUGUUUUGCGAUGCAAUGAAUUGGUACUUAUCAAAUGUGUCUUUAACAAGAAAUCAAUUCAAUGAUGUGGCUAUCCAUAACAGUAAAUAAAUUCCUUGCACUUCUGUAAUAAAAGUCACUGCUACAAAUGAAAGACAAAUAAAAGCCAAUUGAGGAGAGGCGGAUAUAAAAAACCACAGGAAUGCCAGCAAUUUAAAAAAAGUAUUAAAUAAUUAUAAAACACUGGAAACAUAUAAGAUAAAUAUACUGACAACUGCAUCUGAACUCUUAAUUUAAUACGUGAAUUGGAUCGCCCUGUUGAAGGAGCGAUUUUGGAGAUGAAUUUUAUUCUUAGUGUGCUGCUAAUAGCAACUCUAGGAGAUAAAUAUGACCACAGGCUGAACUUAAGAGCAGGUUCGCAGACACUGGCAGCAAAUAUUUGGUCUGACAAGACGGCUAUUCAAAAUGAAUCCAUAAAUAUGACUGAUGUAAAUGCGACGGUAAAGGAUGCAAAAAACCACAGUACCACCAUAACAAAUGUAGCUAAGUUUGACACGAAAUUAAAUCACUUGUUAGUGGACACCAUUACUGGUCGAGUCUUUGUUGGUGGUGUUAACAGGUUGUAUCAGUUAUCGCCUGAUUUGGAGCUGUCCGAAACGGUUAAAACGGGACCCCAAAACGAUUCGGUAGAGUGCAGUAUACUCGACUGCCCGUUAAAUGCUGUUCGCAGUCCGACGGACAAUUAUAAUAAGGUCUUGCUCAUAGAUCGUGCGACUUCUCGACUUAUUGCAUGCGGAUCACUGUUUCAGGGUACAUGCACAGUUCGUAAUCUUCAGAAUGUUAGCAUAAUUGAGCAUGAAGUGCCUGAUGCGGUUGUGGCCAACGAUGCCAAUUCAUCAACCGUGGCUUUUAUAGCACCGGGUCCUCCACAGCAUCCGGUGACAAAUGUGAUGUACGUCGGAGUUACUUAUACUAAUAAUUCACCAUACCGAAGUGAAAUCCCAGCCGUGGCUUCGCGUUCUCUUGAAAAGACGAAAAUGUUUCAGAUUGCUUCGUCGGCGGUUACGACGGGAACGAGAACUUUUAUUAAUUCUUACGCACGUGAAACUUAUUUUGUGAACUAUGUUUAUGGAUUCAGUUCUGAGCGAUUUUCAUAUUUUCUCACCACGCAGUUAAAGCACAGUCACCAUUCUUCUCCUAAGGAGUAUAUAACGAAGCUUGUGCGAAUUUGCCAGGAAGACUCAAACUAUUAUUCAUACACUGAAAUUCCUGUCGAAUGUAUAAGUGAUGCCCAGGGUGGCACUAAAUUCAACUUGGUUCAGGCCGGUUUCUUGGGAAAACCUAGCUCGGAUUUGGCUCAAAGUUUGGGAAUAUCCAUACAGGACGAUGUUCUCUUCGCUGUUUUUUCAAAGGGCGACGGAAACACUCCAACUAAUAACUCUGCACUCUGCAUUUACUCAUUAAAAUCAAUCCGUCGUAAAUUUAUGCAAAACAUAAAAUCCUGUUUUAACGGAAACGGAAUGAGGGGACUAGACUUUAUAUCACCAAGCAUGCCAUGUGUUUUAACGAAACUGCAAACUAUUGGGGAAGAUUUCUGUGGACUGGAUGUAAAUUCACCUUUAGGGGGAGAGAAUCCCAUUACUUCAGUGCCGGUUGCCAUGUUUAACACGAAGUUAACUUCAGUUGCCGCAACAAGCACCAGUGGAUAUACCGUUGUCUUUGUGGGCACAACAGAUGGAUACCUCAAGAAAGUUGUAGUCGAAUCUUCAUCUGUUGCGAAUGAGUAUGCCAGUUUUCCUGUAGACUUGGGCUCCGCCAUUAGUCAGGAUAUGCAGUUUGACAACCAAAACCUUUACAUGUAUGUCAUGUCCGAGACUAAAGUGUCCAAGGUUAAAGUGUUCGAUUGCUCCGAUUACAAGACAUGCGGAGAAUGCCUAGGUGCUAGAGACCCAUAUUGCGGCUGGUGCUCUUUGGAGAAUAAAUGUAGCCCACGAUCCAAUUGCCAGGACGACGCCAACGAUCCUUUGUAUUGGGUCAGCUAUAAAACUGGGAAAUGUACUACAAUAACUAGUGUUGUGCCCCACCAGCUACAACGUACUACCGCUCGGACUUUAGAGCUUAUUAUAGAUCAUUUGCCGCAAUUAAAGGAGAAUUUAAUAUGCGCAUUUACCACAGAGGAUAAAGCACUCUUUACUAAUGCCACGAAAAAAAGAAAUGGCGUAAACUGUACAACACCGCGAACAGACAUGCUUCCCCAAAUUGAACAAGGAAAACAUCAUUUUACAGCCAAACUAUCUGUGCGUACCAGAAAUGGACCUGACUUAGUGUCCACGGAUUUUACGUUCUUUGAUUGCAGCACACACUCAUCGUGUACGCGUUGUGUGUCCUCGGAAUUUCCGUGUGAUUGGUGUGUUGAGGCACACCGGUGCACACACGACACUGCUGAAAAUUGUCGCAACGACAUUUUGGUUACAGGCGUUAGCCGGAUAGGCCCAAGCUAUAGAUCAGGUCCUGGGUUUUGUCCAACGAUUAACGCUACAGGUGAUGGAAGUGAAGUACUAGUGUCUGGUGGAACAAGCAAAUCUAUAAAAGUUAAAGUUCAUAUAAUAGGACAAUUUAUAGUUCAAACGCGUUUCGUUUGCCAAUUCAAUAUUGAAGGACGCGUAACGAGUUUAAAUGCUCAACUGUUAGGUGACACCAUUUACUGCGAUAGCAUGGAGUUUCAGUACACCUCAAGAUCACCCAAUUUGACAGCCACAUUCGCGGUUAUAUGGGGUGGUUCCAAGCCUCUUGAUAACCCUCAUAACAUACAUGUUGUUAUAUAUCGAUGUCGAGAAAUGGCUGACAGCUGUGGAAUUUGUUUGGCCCUAGCCGAAAAGUACAAUUGCGGUUGGUGUUCGUCUACUAACACAUGCGAAGUUGAAGAACAGUGUAACAAGAACAAAGAAGGGAAAACUGAUUGGCUUAAUCGAAGUGAAAUUUGCCCAAACCCUGAAAUUCACACUUUCGAACCGAAAACGGGUCCAUGGGAAGGAGGAACUAACAUAACAAUACGUGGCAUUAAUUUGGGCAAAAAUUAUAACGACAUUUAUUCAGGCGUUCGAAUAGCCGGCAUAAAUUGUAUGCCGUUUCCCCAAUUUUACAUUGACACAAAGCAAAUCGUAUGUACUGUAGAUAGUCCUGGAGAACAAAUGUACAGGAACGGCAAAAUAGUGGUACAAAUAGGGGAUUAUCGGGGUGAGUCUAAGGAAGACUACGAAUUUGUUGACCCGAAAAUUUUGGAUUUUAAUCCAAAGUUUGGUCCAACUUCUGGUGGAACUGAAAUACAUAUAACUGGAAAGCACUUAAAUGCCGGCUCUCGUAUACAAGCAUCCAUAAAUGAUCAUUUGCCUUGCAAAAUUCUAAGCACAGAUUCUUCACAAGCUAUAUGUCGCACCUCACCUUCCCCUGGUAUCAUUGAAGGAAGACUGAAAAUGUCGUUUGAUAAUGGUCCCCGAGAAUUCAAUGACUACAACUUUAAAUAUGUUCUGGAUCCUACAAUUGAACACGUUAGUUCAGGACCAAGUGGGCAAAUAAAGGUACCGAAAGGAAUACCAGCUGGCGGCAUUCGAAUUUCCGUGAUUGGUACCCAAUUCACCAGUAUACAAACUCCCAACAUUUACGUAGUAUACAAUGGAGAGAUAUAUGCAAGCCAAUGCCGAGUGCAAUCGGAUACUGAAAUGGAAUGCGCGUCUCCAGUUAUUGAGGUGGACAGCAAAAUUAUUGAAGCGGAAAGACCAAUGCUUCUAGAAUAUGGGUUCCUUAUGGAUAAUGUUUUGCGAGUACAAAAUUUAUCAAAAAUUCAUAACAACCAUUUUGAACUUUAUCCAAAUCCCGAAUAUUUCAUAUUUGAAGAAAGGGUUAAGUACUUUAAGAGUGAAUAUUUGACAAUAAAUGGCAGGAACCUAGAUCGCGCCUGCAAAGAGACUGAUGUGGAAGUAAAAAUAGGAAAUGGAUUUUGCAAUAUUACGUCUCUUUCAAGGCAACAACUUACAUGUAGACCUCCUCCCGAAGCAACGGCAACUAAAAGUAUAAACGGACCAGAAGUAAUUGUUCGUAUUGGAACUUCUCUGGAGUACCGUAUUGGUAUCCUUAGCUACGAAUCAUCAAACAUCAUUUUGGAUUGGGGAGAAAAUGUAAUUUUUGCUGUAAUAGCGACAAUCGUUAUCUUACUGCUGAUUUUUGUUGCUUUGCUUGUGGCAUAUAAAAAGAAAAGUUCCGAAUCGAACCGGGUGCUUCGAAACAUGCAGGAGCAGAUGGACAUAUUAGAGUUACGUGUCGCAGCUGAAUGUAAGGAGGCGUUUGCAGAACUCCAAACAGAAAUGACUGAUCUCACAGGGGAUCUUACGUCUGGAGGCAUUCCAUUUUUAGAUUAUCGAUCGUAUGCAAUGAAGAUUCUUUUUCCCAAUCACGAAGACCACAUUGUACUGCAAUGGGAGCGACCUGAGCUUCUUCGAAAGGAAAAAGGAUUGCGUAUUUUUGGCCAACUUAUUAUGAACAAAACUUUCCUGCUACUUUUUAUUCGAACCUUAGAGUCAAAUCGAUACUUCUCCAUGAGAGAACGAGUUAAUGUGGCCUCAUUAAUUAUGGUCACACUACAAUCGAAAUUGGAAUAUUGUACAGAUAUAUUAAAAACUUUAUUGGGAGACUUGAUUGAAAAAUGUAUAGAGGGAAAGAGUCACCCGAAACUCUUAUUAAGGCGAACCGAAAGUGUGGCAGAAAAAAUGUUAAGUGCUUGGUUUACCUUCCUUCUUUACAAGUUUUUGAAGGAAUGUGCUGGAGAGCCCUUAUAUAUGCUUUUUCGCGCUGUAAAGGGCCAAGUAGAUAAGGGUCCCGUUGAUGCUUGUACACAUGAGGCAAGAUACUCUCUUAGUGAAGAAAAACUUAUACGCCAGUCUAUCGAUUUCCGACCAAUGAAUGUCUAUGCAAGCAUUAUACAACAGCCAAUAUUUUGCAACAACUUAGAUAUGUUACCUCCUCAUACCGAAAAUGUGUCUGUAAAGGUUUUGGACUGUGAUACAAUUGGACAAGUAAAAGAAAAAUGCUUGGAAACUAUUUAUAAAAACAUUCCAUCAAGCCAAAGACCGCGAAAGGAUGACUUAGAUUUGGAGUGGCGAACAGGUGCUACAGGUCGAGUAAUUCUGUACGAUGAGGAUGUGACAUCUAAAACUGAAAGCGAAUGGAAAAAGCUUAACACUUUGCAGCACUACAAUGUUCCAGACGGCGCCGGCUUGAGUCUGGUACCAAAGCAAAGUUCGAUUUAUAACUUCAGUAUUUUGUCGGAUAAAAACGAAAAAUCUCACAAGUAUGAAACUCUUAAUAUAUCGAAAUACACCUCCUCCUCUCCGACAUUUAGCCGCGCCGGGAGCCCUCUUAAUAAUGAUAUGCAUGAUAAUGGUCUAAGAUACUGGCAUCUAGUGAAACACCAUGAUAGUGACAUGCAGAAAGAAGGGGAACGGGUUAACAAAUUGGUAUCAGAGAUUUACUUAACCAGACUAUUGGCAACUAAAGGUACACUUCAGAAAUUCGUAGAUGAUCUUUUUGAAACGAUAUUUAGUACUGCUCAUCGAGGAUCGGCACUGCCCCUAGCUAUAAAGUACAUGUUUGACUUUCUCGACGAUCAAGCUCAGUUGCAUGGUAUAACUGACCCAGAAGUUGUGCAUACUUGGAAAAGUAACAGCUUACCAUUGCGCUUUUGGGUGAAUUUGAUUAAAAAUCCUAAUUUUGUAUUUGACAUUCAUAAGUCAAAUAUAGUGGAUUCUUGCUUGUCAGUUGUGGCACAAACAUUUAUGGACUCUUGUUCAACUUCUGAUCACCGAUUGGGUAAGGACUCACCGAGCUCGAAACUUCUAUAUGCGAAAGACAUACCAGAGUAUCGCAAAUGGGUAGACCGCUAUUAUAGAGACAUUCGCGAUAUGUCCCCAAUAUCAGAUCAGGAUAUGAAUGCCAUGCUUGCAGAAGAAUCAAGGCUGCACACAACAGAAUUUAAUACAAAUUGUGCACUACAUGAGCUGUACACAUAUGCUGUGAAAUACAAUGAACAGCUAACUGUUACACUCGAAGAGGAUGAAUUUUCGCAAAAGCAGCGAUUGGCUUUUAAAUUAGAGCAAGUUCACAACAUAAUGUCGGCAGAAUAAGAAUUUUCUCAUCCUACCACGCUGACAAAAGAAAUACAAAAAAUGCAAUUUAUAAAAAUCAUUUGUAAAUGUCGUAUUUGCUCAUUUAAUGCUUAAAUAGUGUGGUUUUGUAUGUAUGUAUGUAUUUGGUAUAAGUAAAACUAUGUAAGAUUUAAUAUUCAAGAUAAACUAAUCUAACUGAAAUAUCGACUGACUUUAAUUUUAACUUAAAAUAAAGUAAUUGAUUAAUAUUUAUAUAGUUUCUUACCUAUGUUAAAAAUUGAAGAUUAAGAAUGUUCGUGUAUUGCUUUUUUGAACCGCAGUUCAUGGUCCUAAGUCACAUUCCUAAUGGUACGAUAAAUAGUUGUAACAUUUUUAAAUUUUUUUGUGAUUAUCGUCACGGAAAAUUACGGAAAGUCAAAAUCAAAGAAAUUAAAAAGUGUAUUCGCAUAAAAAAAGAGAAUAUCGCUCAUUUCUUACAUAUGUUAAAAAGAUUUUGUAAAUUAAUGCGUAAUACACACACAAACGACAAUGUUCUUUUCAUGAACACUUAGUUACUUGGUCCUCGGGUUUGCAAUGUGGUUUAAAGUGAUAAUUUUAAAGAAUUGGUAGACAGAUCAUAAUAUGUGUUUUGGUUUUCUCAUAACCGUUCAAAAAUAUAUAAAGGUUGGCCAAUUAUUAAAUUAAGUGUGUUCAAAUUCUUUUGCCCUAAAUAUAAAAAUGAAAAAGAACACUCAUUAAAGAGAUAAAUGUCAUUCUAAAAAUUAAAUUUUUUCGUUCAAUUUUUUUUUUUUGAUUCUGCAUUUCUAUAUUGACAAGUUCUUAGUUGAAAUCACUUGAAAAAUGUAAACAAUUAAAUAAAAAUUGCAUGCUAUAAUUUUUUUGCGAAUGGGAAAGAAGGUCUGUCCGCUGGGUCGGUUUGGCACAUUUGACAUUUUCCUGCAUUUAUAAUAAUAAAUACAAAAUACCUACCUAUAUAUACAUUAUUUUUUUUUUUUUGUUGAAAGUUACUUAUUUUGGAAACCAAACAUUUUGCCUCCGCAAUGGGAUACGUGAGUCGGUAAUAAAAAAAGAAAGGAAACAAGUUAACGACAAACUAAAAUGUAAAAAAAGUAUUACAAGUUUAUAACCCAAUGGCAGGGUGAAAACAUAACGUGUCCCAACAUAAAGACUUUUCACCUGAAAAAAUGGGGGAACCAAGGGAACUAUAAGUGUUGCUCUCGUAAUAAUCUUACAUAUGUUUAAAAAAUAUAAUUUAAAUACAUUUAACUUACAUGAAAACGUGUACAACAUUUUGUUGUAAACAAUUUGUUCUGUCUAAAAAAAAUGUAAAUGUCAAUUUUCGGUCUUAUAUAAAAGGGCUCGAUAUAAUCGUGAUAAUCCUGUUAAAAAGAAUAUAUUUUGUAGAGUUGA
Molecule: messenger RNA, 7645 nt
Organism: Drosophila suzukii
Lineage: Eukaryota; Metazoa; Arthropoda; Insecta; Diptera; Drosophilidae
Gene: PlexA
Product: plexin A
Biological process (GO): negative regulation of cell adhesion; regulation of cell shape; semaphorin-plexin signaling pathway involved in axon guidance
Cellular component (GO): semaphorin receptor complex; plasma membrane
Molecular function (GO): semaphorin receptor activity; protein binding
Source: RefSeq, a predicted model, not a curated record